UCAAUCAUAAUUCUUUCCAACAUAAAUAAAACCUGUACGAGGAAGUCUUGUGUGUAGAGUUGAGUCAGUAGGCCUAAAGUCUUCCGGUCUAUCAUAACAAACCGGGGUUCAGGACUGGUGAACACGUACCUGAGGUGGUCUCACCAUCGAGGCUCCUUUCAAACUCGUUUGUAUACCGUUUCAGUCUUCGGCAAGGUGUGGUUCUCCAAGUCUUGUUCAGGACAAUGUAAACUACGUCAAUUAGUGUCGGGUUUUCGCGCUUUCCCGCGGUCUUGUAAAAAAAAAAUUCAAAUUUUCAACCUGAAAUUUAAAUCCGACUCAAUAAAAAGAAGUAAAAAUUGUGUCUAAGACACGAGUCGCCUUAUUAAAAAUCUCGGAGACUCCAACGUCUACAUUAACUGUUUUAUCGGCAGUAUAAACAUUUAAAAUUUAAAUUGUUGUAAAAAUAAAUAUUAGCUUACACAUGAGUCUUUAGACUGAUGAUAAUCAACGUGUUUGCGUCAAGAUAAUACACACUGUGGUUAAGUAUUAGUAGUUUAAUAACUUGUGUGUGACUAAUGACUUGAACAGUUGGCUUUAGUGACAGCUCACAAAUAACUUAAACUCUUAAGAAAGUUGUUACUCCGUAAUACGUAUUAUUUUUAUUCAAAUUAUUGUCUGCAAGCCAGUAAACGUCGAGAUGAAUUACCUAAUAUUAAAGCUAAUCUUAUUGUGUAUGGCCACAAAAAUCCUCGGAUUACCUGAUGGUGCGCCGUUAAAAGCAUGCUUUGACUUAAUUCCGCACCACAGUACGACAAGUAGUCUGGCGUCAUAUCCGCCUUACGAAAUACGAGCCAUUGCAGGACAACACAGGAUCCACAUGACCCUUGGAAGUCCCCAGGGCUUUGCAUUUCAAGGAUUCAUUAUUAACGCCCGAGAUGUUGAGACCGGUGAAUUAGUCGGUGAAUUUAUAGAUUUGCCGAGUACUGUCCAAGCGCUCCAAUGCACUCCCGGCAUAAACAACACGGUGACCCAUAAAGACAAAGUAGAAAAGCGUAAUUUGGAGCUCGAUUGGAUAACGCCUGAGGAUUACGAAGGAACAGUUAUUUUCAAUUCCACUUUUCUCCAAGAUUACGCAACAUACUGGGUCGGCGUGGAAUCACCGCGAAUAACAGUUUUAAGAGAUUCUAUCCAAGUGAUGACGACAAUACCACCACCAACAACCGAAAGAACAACUACGACACCGUAUUAUGAGCUUGAUACCCAGCAAUCGACUGAGUCAACAAAACGACAUCCAAUAUACGAGGGCUGUGGUUCGACAAAAAAUUGCUUUGGUAGUUCCGACAGAUGUAUCGAAGAAGGACUAUGCAAUGCUGUUGUUACGGUUGAAGUCAAAGGAGAAAAAUAUAUUUUUGAAUUAUUGGGCAUGUCUUCAAAAUACGUUGCCGUUGGUUUAUCUGAUGAUCCUAAAAUGGGAGAAGACAGCGUAGUAGAGUGUACUGAUGAAAACGGACGUGUGGAAAUACACAUGUCCUGGAACAAUGGGAAGACUAAUUCAAGAAUAGCUACACCAUCAGGAACAUUAUCUAUCCUAAAUAGAUCAAUCGUAAAUGGCGCGCUUUACUGCAAGUUCACCAGAGAUAGAACAACUUUAGUACAGGGACGUGAGUUUGAUUUGGCGAACAGAGCUUACUGUCUGCUUCUCGCAUCAGGAACUUCACUUAAAUCAAAUGGUGUAGGAUUUCAUGAUCUCGCGUACCGUGGCUCAGAUAAACCAAUAAAAUUAGCUGAUAUACGUGAAAUUGUUGCAUCGAGUGAUUUACUUAUACGAAUUCACGGCGCUCUGAUGAUUGCGUCCUGGAUUGGUACUGCGUCCAUCGGGAUUCUUAUGGCGCGUUAUUACAAACAGACAUGGCUGAGGUCACCAAUUUGUGGCAAAGAUCAAUGGUUUGCUUGGCAUAGAUUCUUCAUGAUAUUGACCUGGUCAAUGACGAUAGCAGCCUUCGUGAUAAUAUUCGUCGAACUCGGUACUUGGAGCACAGAAACGCUCCAUGCAUCUCUGGGGCUCGCUACAACGGUAUUAGCAUUCGUCCAACCAUUUAUGGCUGCUUUGAGGCCGCACCCCGGUACACCUAGACGACCGCUUUUUAAUUGGGCCCAUUGGUUUAUUGGAAAUGCUGCUCAUAUUUGUGCGGUAAUUGCGCUGUUCUUUGCGGUGAGGUUGAACAAAGCCAAACUUCCAGACUGGGUGGACUGGGUUCUUACGGCCUACGUUGUUUUCCACGUCCUCACGCACAUUAUACUCUCGUUUGCCGGUUGUGCUGCGGAUAGACAAGAUAAUCAGAGUAUCAAUGCUUUUCCAAUGAAGGACAUGCAUGUCAGAGGGUCUAUAGGUCAUACUGAUUUAAAAAGAGAUGCACCUCUGGGUGGAUUAAGAAAAUUAGUAUUCGGUGUUUACUUUGUAAUAAUUGCCGUAUUUGCCGCAGCAUUGAUAGUAAUCACCGUAAUGGCGCCUAUCGGAGAAUCAUGGGACAAAUUUACUCGAACAAUAUCUACAUAUUAAGCUCCAAGAUCCCUAUAAACACCGACUCCACUUAAUAAUUAAUUUGUUAAGUAGAGUAAAAAAGAAAGUAAUUAAAAUAAAAUAUUAUAAAUAAGUAAAGCAUUUAUGACAGCAACAAUACGACAAGCCAUUUGGGAUAAUUCUGAAAGCUGUAAAUUAGGGAGGUCUGGUGGCUUUCGGAUAACAGGAGCUACCCUAUCGAGUUGCAUUCGCAACUAGCGUGAAACAUGUGAUUAUCGGAGCUUUGGAUGGCGAACGCCCAAGAACUUGGUUUCCUUCCGUCCUUCCUGCAGUAGGCUCCGUCCUCUCACUCAGUCUCAGUGUCUACCACAUAGUCCUCCCAUUCUCCGAUCCCGCAACUAGUACCAGCACUCUAUACGAUGCAUACUGCUAAUCGAAAUUACCCUUCUAGUCGCUUGACUACGCGAGUACAACCCAUCCAUUGUGCCUACAAUCUAUACAUAUACCUUCGACAAAUAUAUUUAUUGGUCGUACCGAAAAUCAACAAAGAAUACACUGAGAAAAAAUAACCUUUUUAAAUAUUGGAUUUUCUGUUAACAAAAAAUUGUGAUAUUGGAAAUUUCUAAUCUGAUAUAUUUUUAGGAGAAAAAAUUUGAGAUUUUAUUUAAAAUCAUUUUCUUAAUUAAAGUAAUCUGAUAUUUUUUCAGCUCUAUCGAUUUUCUUCAUUUAAAGCCGCAUUAACUACGAUUCGGAGUUGUGAGUAUAAAUGUGGCAGACAAGACAAAUUUUAAAUUAUUAAUAGAGUAAAAAAUUAAUAAAAUAAAAUUUUGAAAAAAUGGGCAUUUAGAAAAUUUAAAAAUUUAUAAGUGCAUUUUUUAUAAAUAUUUUUUUUUUUAAUUAUUUACUCUAUUUAUUUAUAAUUGUAAAUUUGCCUGAUGUCUGUUAUCGGAGUGAAUUUUACUCUGAGGAAAUUAAAUAAAUAGACUCCGAACUUAAUUCAUGAUCACUCCGAAAAUUUUUGACAGUAUGUCAAAAAAAUUAUUCUCCAUCUAUAAAGUUAAAAAAAAAAUAAUUUUCAUUGACUUACAUAAGAAAAUAUCGUUUUUUCCAAAAGUUAUUUUUUUUCAGUGUAAUGUGAAAAUAAUUAUCUUGUUAUCUUCGUUCUCUUGUGUACUAUUUUAUUUAUUACGUGUGCUAUAUUUAUAUGGAUACACCAUAUAUAUUCGAAUAUAUAUUAUCGUGUUAUCUGCUACUAAAAUGUUGACUUGCAGAAAUACACGAUAUUGUUAUAAAAUAAAAAAAUAUUAUUAAUUAUUUAACAAUAUUGUUAAUUAGAUUUAGGAAUUGUUUAAAUUUUUUCCAGUAUUAGAAAUACUUAAUUAGUUUUUUUUUAUUUUGCUACGAUAAAUCCGAGUGACUCGAUAAUAAUUAAUGAAAUUUUUUUUAUAAAAAUAAAUAAUUAUUACUAUUGUUAUUAAAUAAUCGCGUUCACUUGGUUAGAUUUAAUUGGCGUAAAAAAAUAAUUUAAUUCAACGAGUAAACAGAUGCAUUUUAGUAAAACAAAAUUAAUUAUAAGAAAUUACAGAGAUAAAAAACUUUUUUUUUUUAA
This is a messenger RNA of Microplitis demolitor, 4112 nucleotides long. RefSeq names its product putative ferric-chelate reductase 1 homolog. Bases 680 to 2542 code for a protein of 620 amino acids. The record is from RefSeq and is a predicted model, not a curated record. Lineage: Eukaryota; Metazoa; Arthropoda; Insecta; Hymenoptera; Braconidae. The transcript is spliced from 11 exons. Gene Ontology annotation, molecular function: oxidoreductase activity, acting on metal ions.